Molecule: messenger RNA, 1067 nt
Organism: Leptinotarsa decemlineata (Colorado potato beetle)
Lineage: Eukaryota; Metazoa; Arthropoda; Insecta; Coleoptera; Chrysomelidae
Biological process (GO): regulation of transcription by RNA polymerase II
Molecular function (GO): DNA-binding transcription factor activity, RNA polymerase II-specific; RNA polymerase II cis-regulatory region sequence-specific DNA binding
Source: RefSeq, a predicted model, not a curated record
ACGUCACUAACACAUAGUAGUUUACGGUGCCGGUGAAACAUUCGCUCGUCCCAAACCGGCAAAGGAUUUGGAAAGUUCCUUAAUCAUUUCUAUGCAUUUUAGUAAAAUUAUCGGAAUUGCAGAAUCACGAUGGGUUUCUGUAAUGUAUAUCAAUGUGAUGUGUGUCUAGCGAGGAAGUCAGUUCGCUCGUUGCCUCUACUCGGUUAUGAAAGAAUUUUAGCUUUGAAAUUGAUUAACAGUGCCAAUGAAUAUAUGCAAGUAAGAAAACCACCCAAAAGUUGUGUAACGUGCAUAAAAAAGUUGCGUUUUUUCAAUACUCGCCUCAUCAAUAAUCUGAAGGAAAAAAUAACGAAUCGAUCUGACUUAUCUCAGUUCAAAAUGUAUCCACAAGGAUUCUCACCGUUCAAAUCGGACGACACCUUGGAACCCAACACGGAAGAAUCACCGGAAUCUUAUCUGAGUCAGUAUUUUUCUCUUACCCCUGAAGAAGUAGGUUCGAGUAAAGGCCAAAGUGAGAGUGAAAGUAGACUGAAUGCAGAAGACAAUGAACAUAUGAACAUGGAGGAACCUUGCCUAAAUGACUACAACUGUAAAUGUGAAAAUUGUCAAAAUAAAUAUGGCAGUUUACCAAUCCUCCUCCAGGGCAUUGAACAAAAAUCCCUUUCCCACAAGACUGAACCCCAACCAUCGACGUCUAGUCAGAAAGUUCCUAAGAAGGUGCUGACUUGUGAAUAUUGCAAGAAAACCUUCACUCAUAAAGGUGAUUUCAAUAAACAUUUGCGGAAGCACACCAGAGAGAAACCUUUUUCUUGCACGGUUUGCAACAGAAAAUUUGCACAUACUUCCAAUUUGCAAAGGCAUCAAAGGCUACAUAGUGGAUUCAAACCUUUUGUUUGUGAUCUCUGCAACAAAACUUUCAGCAGGAAAGAUAAAUUAGACUGUCACAGAAGAAGCAGAAUUUGUUCAGGAAACAGUAGUUCUACAGUUCCAGAGUAGAAGCCGUUUGAAUAUAUGUCUUUUAUUUAUUUUAAAUUAUUUCGAAAUGAAUUAAAAUAUUUUUGGAUGAA